This is a messenger RNA of Musca vetustissima, 4731 nucleotides long. RefSeq lists its product as uncharacterized. The record is from RefSeq and is a predicted model, not a curated record. Gene Ontology annotation, cellular component: cytoplasm; ubiquitin ligase complex. Gene Ontology annotation, biological process: ubiquitin-dependent protein catabolic process; positive regulation of proteasomal ubiquitin-dependent protein catabolic process; protein polyubiquitination. NCBI's taxonomy places the organism in Eukaryota, Metazoa, Arthropoda, Insecta, Diptera, Muscidae. The transcript has 9 exons. Gene Ontology annotation, molecular function: zinc ion binding; ubiquitin conjugating enzyme binding; ubiquitin protein ligase activity. Bases 1 to 4731 code for a protein of 1576 amino acids.
AUGAGACCGCCAAUGCAGAAAUCGGCAUUGCAACAAAAUGAGGCAAAUCGUUUGCAACAGCAUCAGCAUAUUGCAGCAACAGCAACACAUAACUGUAGUAGUGGCAACAAUAGCCUAACGACAGCAACAACCGGAACAACAAAUCUCCUACUGACCCGCAACAAAUGUUCAGAGGACAAUCUUAAUGACUUUGAGUCGCAUCAUCAGCAACAACUACUACACAAUACCAACAAUUUAAUUACACCAACAGCAAGAACAAUAAGACCAGGUGGUAUACCCCCUCCUCCGCCACUGCGUAAAUCGAAAUUGGAGCAACGUGAACUCCUGGUGGAGAAUCAUUUGAAUAACGCCUGUUUUGCUCAACCGCCACCUACACACGCGAAUAACACCAACACAGCCACAGCGACAUUGCCAGUCUUCUACAACGACUUCUAUCAGCAGCAACAACAACACCAACAACGUCCAUUAAGACCCACCACAUUGUUGUGUACGACAACAUCAGAUGCAACAGCAACAACAAAUGACAAUUGUUCAGGUGUGAAAUUACUUGAUCUCAUCAGCACUUCGCCACCCUCGCAGGACGAGUCAGGUGGGUCUUUGUUUAGGUCAUCGGCAACAACAGCAGCAGCUAUACAAGCUGUGAAUAGCAACAGCCAGCCGAACAACUAUAUCAACAAUAGUUGCCAUCAACAGCAGCAACAACAACAACGCUAUUCGUAUGCCAGCCAGUAUUCACGUUCCUCAUCCAGUGACGAUAGCAGCAGUCUAAGCCUUAAUACCUCGACAACAACGGGAGGUGGCUGCCACUUGGGCGCAAAUAGAACUACAUCCCGACACAAUACCUUUGAUGAUGCAGCGGAAAAUUUCAUUAUAAAUUUUCCAGCAGACACGAUAGUCGAGUCAACAAAGGCCAACAACACCUCAACUAAAACUGGAAAUACAACAGCAGCAACAACAACAACAAACCAUAGCAGCAGUGAAUUAUAUAACUAUUGUCUGCCAUUAUCCGAAACUGAGCCGCUGCUAACGAACAUUGAGGCGACGGUUAAGGACAAACAACGUUCCAUAUAUUUGAACAAGAAUAGUGCAUCGUUGAUUUUUACCAAAAAGGAUUUAUCGGCCACAUAUCAUCCACAGCAACAACAGCCAAACUUUAAACUACAAUCAAAAAGUCACAACAACAACAAAACCAAUUAUACGAGGAGACCAUCUGCUCCAACUGCCUCAUCCAUAUUCUCCUCCUCGACGUCCUCCUCCACCUCCACCCCCUCUUCGAACGGACAACAACAUUCCACAAGCACUUUACGUUCCCUAUCCGAGGAGAAUUAUCGUCGCAAACCGCCCACCAAGCAUUUACCCGCCACAUAUCAUCAACAGCAUCGGCGUAGCUUACAGCUUAAUUACAACAAUAAUCUAGUGACUACAUCCACUUGUGGUCUGGUGGCCAAUAAUAAUCAUCAGCAUCAUUGUUGUGGUGGAGGGGCAUCUACAGCGGCGGCAGCAGCCCAACAACAACAACAACAACCGAAGUCUUCUGCCUACAAUAAUUCCAGUUCUUUAGCCAACAACACGGCAGCUGCAACACGCAAACAGUACGCGUACUCGUGGUACGCACCGGUUUAUAGUGCACUCGAGGAGGAACUAGAACACGAUUCUAGGGAUUCCUCUCCAAUUCACAAUCUGGCCAACACAAAGAAACACCACCUUCAUCCAUACCACCACCACCAUCAUCAUCAGCGUGCCAACGAUCUCAAUUCGUCAACACUGACAGCAGGCGGCGACACCCUCACCACAGACACAGAACGUGAAGCCCUCUUGGAGACCCGUAACAACAUCAAUAUUCAGGCCCAUUUAGGUGGACCGGCGGUGGUGGUGAAUCACCUGAAACGUGAUACCAUAACCAAACAACUCAACCCCUCGAAGUUAGCUUUGCAGCACACGAAAAAUACCUCCUCCCGGGGAGGUAGUUUGACGAACAGCGGCAAGGUCGUUGGUGGCGGUGGUGGUGUCAACGGCGGCGGAGAUAUUGCCUCCGUUGAAGGUUUUGCGGGUAGCGGUAAUUAUGAUUUGGAGGGCCCUCAUGCAGGCUCUUUGGGGCUUGCAGGGGGCCCACAGCCGAGGCGUAUACGUUUUGGUAAUUUCCUUAAGUCCCUGGUGGGAUUGCGGCCUUCGGUGGCUACGAAGAAUGCCAAUGCAGGUGGGGAAACAACUACGGGGGGUCAUAAUGCUGCGAGUGGCGGUUGUGGUGGUGGUGGUGAGUCGGAUACUGUGCAAAUACCCUCCUCACCGGAAAUCACAAUCACACGUACCCCAUCCGAACAAAAUAUGGUCGUUAUGCGCGAUCCUAGCGGCCGUGCCCAGGAUUACAAUGUGGUCUAUAGCAGUCGGGAAAAGUUAGCCCAGUCCAAUGGCGAACGGAUAGUCCAGCCCGGUGGUGGUGGCGGAGGUGGUAGUACCUCAUCGCUAAAUGUUAUGCAACAGAAGCUGUGGAACAUUAUGCGUCGGGAGGGUAGUGCAAUAAGUCUACAUCAGGAGAAAUCCCAAUCGAUAGUUCAUUAUACGGGUCUGAGGAAGUGUGAGACGGUUAUAGCUUUAACAAGGCAGGCCAGUUCGCCGUGUUCGCCAACAAUGGCUGGGGGCGGUGGCGGGAAUCAGAUAGGCAACAGCCAAUCGCAGCAACGGCUGCCACACACGGGUAGCGGCAUUUUCAGUGCCAACGGGGUAGAACAAAUACGUCCAUUAAAUCGACUGAGGAAUAGUGUUUCCAGCAUGAACAAUACUUGCUCACGGUGUUCCAGUCUACUGUCACUGGCCGCCUCCAGUUCGCGAUACUCGCUGAACAGUGCCACGGCCAAUCCGCAUCCAUAUCAUCAGCAUCAGCACUAUUUGCAUCCACAGCAGUCGCAACAGCACUCCCAUCAGCAGCUGCAGUAUCCUCUCCAGCAAAUAGCGACCACUCACUUUACCCAAUACCACCAGCAACCCAAUCCUAGUAAUAAUCUAAGCAGUAGUAAUCUAAGUAGUAGUACCUAUAGUCAGCAGCAGCCGCAGCAGCAGCAUAGCCGCAAUGGUUCCCUAGAUGCCGGUGGCGGUCUUCACUUUGCCGUUAAACGCAAUAACCGCAACUCAUCAUCGUCGAACAAUUCGGGCGGCUCGCAACGCAACUCCAGCUGCAGUGCAACGGCAAGUCGAACACCAUCGCUAACCUCACCCACCACCAUAACAACCACGACCGCAACUACCGCUUCCACUCUAAAGCUAACACCGCCACCCACCGAAACAUCACUGCUGACACCACCAGCUACGGCCUCAUAUCUGGGCCUACACUCACCAUUCUUUGCAUCCAGUAGUGGCCAGGAGGGCCAACACACCGAUGUGGUGGACGGCCAGACACGGCGUGAUAAAGCCGAGGAGUUGACAUUCUUUCCCAUGGAAAAGACAACAUCCUCACAUCUUAAAAUGCCAAAUGUGAAACAAGAAACAGAAGAGAAGAACCACAUUUCGAUGGCUGCCGCCGGUCCUGGCCCUGGGGGAAUGGUGGUGAUUGAUGGUCUUCCCAGCACCUGCACAGAGUCGCAUGGUAACGUGACUUCAUCAUCGGCAAAUGCUGUGGGUGGGGAAUCUUCAAAAACAACAACAACGGAUCUGAUCCAACCUGACAUCAUUGCAUCCUCAACAUCAUCAUUGGCUGUGGCAAUUCGUCCCUUUGAACUGUUCACCUGUAAGCUAUGUCUUAUCGAAGUCGAAGAUGCCAGCAAUUCGACGGUGUUGCAUCAAUGCGGUUGCCAGUUUUGUACAGAGUGCAUGAAAGCCUAUGUGGAAUUUGAAAUAUCUGAGGGCGCAUAUGAGAUCUCAUGUCCCGAUGCUCAGUGUCCGGAACAGGGUGUUAUGACCCUAAACGAAAUCGCUAAACUAACAACAACCAAUCUAAUGAAAAAACAUCACAGAUAUCGUUUAAAUCGAGAAAUUGAAUUGGAUAAAACACGUACCUGGUGUCCUCGAGCUGGUUGUGAAACUGUUUGUUUAAUAGGUUCAACAUUAUCAUCAUCAUCAGCGUCAUCUACGGCACAGACAGAUGUGGCGGCUGCAUCAACGUCAUCGGCAGCGAAUGCAACCAACCAAAGUUUAAGCAGCCCGAAUAGCAGCAACAAUGGAGCUGUAGGCGUAGGAGGUGGUGGUGGUAAUCUGGCAGCCAAUACACCCCUACUGUGUGCCGUACAAUGUCCAUCGUGUAAGGAUGAAUUCUGUUCGGCAUGUAAGAAAACGUGGCAUCCAAAUAUUACAUGCGAAGAAUAUAGUCGUCGUUUGGCCGCGGAUGGCCAGGACGAUAUUGGUAUACCGUUCGAUAAUGACCUCAUCAAGUGUUGUCCCAUGUGUGCUGUGCCCAUUGAAAAGGAUGAAGGCUGUGCCCAAAUGAUGUGUAAACGUUGCAAGCAUGUCUUCUGUUGGUAUUGUCUGGCCAGUUUGGAUGAUGACUUUCUUUUGCGCCAUUACGACAAGGGACCAUGUAAAAAUAAACUUGGACAUUCCCGUGCCUCGGUGGUAUGGCAUCGAGCUCAAGUGAUAGGCAUUUUUGCUGGCUUUGGUAUAUUAUUAUUGGUGGCCUCGCCACUACUAUUGCUGGCAGCACCCUGUAUUAUUUGUUGUAAAUGUCGCAGUUGCAGUGGCUCCAAAAUAGAUGAAGGUGAUGUCGAUAUGGAUGAAGCUACAGCAUUACAAAGCCUCAACUAA